CACCCGUGUUUUGUACGUACAGUCGACCCAUCUAACAGUUAGCUCUGAGUCUGACUGGAGUGCAGUGUAAUCAGUGAUAAAAGGACAUCCAGUGCAGUGCUAAAGAUCCAUAAAAAUGUACGAGGAGGAACUACUGUACCUACGUAGCCGUGGCAUGGCCCCUCCAGGCACCCUCGGCAUCCACCCAUACCUUGGAGGAGGACUUCCAGCAAACCUCACAGACCAUCUCGAGAGAUACAGAUUAGGAUUCCAUGGCGGUGUCCCUAGCCAGACCCACUUGGCCCAUGGCUUCCCAGGGGAUUACCUCAAGCCCCAUGGACAGUGCGGAUUCCCCACCCCAGGGCUGCCAGGAGGAAAGCCCGACCCCCGCAUCAAAGCCCGUCUGGAGAAUGAAAAUCUCUGGGCGCAGUUCGAUAAGUUCGGCACCGAGAUGAUCAUCACAAAGCUCGGACGGCGUAUGUUCCCAACAGUGAAGAUGUCCGCCAGUGGUCUGGAGCCCAACACAAAAUACUUCGUGCUGAUGGACAUCGUCCCCGCAGACGACUCCCGCUACAAGUUCCAGGGUAAGGAGUGGGUCGUAGCUGGCAAGGCCGAACCCCACAUGCCAGGUCGCCUCUACAUCCACCCCGAUUCCCCUGCCUCAGGAGCUCAGUGGAUGCGUCACCCCAUCAGCUUCCAGAAGCUCAAGCUCACCAACAACAACCUGGACCAGCAGGGUCACAUCAUCCUCAACUCCAUGCACAAGUACCAGCCCAGGAUUCACAUCGUGGCGGCGCCCGACCUCGUUUCCCUCCACUGGGCCGCCUUCAACACCUUCGCCUUCCCCCAAACCUGCUUCAUGGCCGUCACCGCCUACCAGAACGAGCGCAUCACCCAGCUCAAGAUCGACAACAACCCCUUCGCGAAAGGCUUCCGCGAGAACGGCCAACUCCGCUCCAAGAAGCGGUCCGGCGGAGCUUCCCCGACCAGCGGAGAGCUCACUUCAUCGCCGGAGAAAACGACCAGCGAUAAUGACGAUGCAGUAUUGGACAAACGAGCACGCCUGAACAGCGUUGACAGUGGUGAUCUCGACGUCUCAGACCUCGACGACCGCCCAGCGUCCUCCAUGUCGGUGGAAAAAGAUCUUUCGGACGAGAAAGUCGACGUCGAGAGUCCCCCCACUCCGCCCCCGCCCUUCCUGCCGCCUCCACAGCUCAUCAAAUCCGAGGUGGAGGAGCCGCCACGUCCCUUGUGUCCCCUGAUGUCCGCGGCGUCCCUCAUGGCAGCAGCCGUAGCCGAGUCCCAAAAGCAGACCUCUAGUCCAGCCGACAUCCGACCCCCCGAGGCCAGCAUGCUGUCUCCAGCAGCCCCGCGCCCCUGCCUGCCCUCGCCCACCUACUCCACAGGUCUGCCCGGCGGCGUCCCAGCAGGUAUGCCCGGUGGUUCCUUGCCGUACCCAUACCUGUACUAUAGCCACAUGAUGUCGCCGUACCUGCUGAGCCGCGCACCCCACCUGCCGACGCCGACGCUUGACAAGACCGCCGUCGCCGCCACCAGAGACGCGUACAGCGGGUACUCUCCUUACUUGAGAUCGCCCGCGAGCCACCACUCGUCGCUGCCCACCACGCCCUCGAGACCAGCGCCCAUCCACCCUUACAGCUACGCCCUCCCGCCCCAGGUGCCUGCCAACCUUUAGAGGCCAGGCGUGCCCCUCUCCACUCACCAGUGCCAGUAGCGGGUCGCCCAAAGUCAGCCUUCGCCCCAUUCCCGACCCGCGGCGCGAGAGUGAUGCAAGUGUCACGCCCUUUGUCACGUGCGCAUGGUCAUCUUCACAGUCAUGCAGGCCUAGCGUCGGAUUAGGCCUUACAUGAGCACGCUGCUGUUGCCACACAGAGGUGCCAAAGAUUCCUUUGUACAAUUCAUGAACUAUUUAUUUUUUAUACUGUCAUGGUGCUUGUUGUACAUAAUGUAAUUAAGUUUAUAGUUGUUAUACUAGAAGACGGGUAAAGCAGGCGGCGUGGUCACGGCUCCACGGUUGUUGUUGUUAAUAAAGAAAAGUAAUUAUU
Molecule: messenger RNA, 2045 nt
Organism: Penaeus monodon (black tiger shrimp)
Lineage: Eukaryota; Metazoa; Arthropoda; Malacostraca; Decapoda; Penaeidae
Product: T-box transcription factor TBX6-like
Biological process (GO): regulation of transcription by RNA polymerase II; cell fate specification; positive regulation of DNA-templated transcription
Cellular component (GO): nucleus
Molecular function (GO): DNA-binding transcription factor activity, RNA polymerase II-specific; RNA polymerase II cis-regulatory region sequence-specific DNA binding
Source: RefSeq, a predicted model, not a curated record